Messenger RNA from Fulvia fulva, 492 nucleotides. RefSeq lists its product as uncharacterized. NCBI's taxonomy places the organism in Eukaryota, Fungi, Ascomycota, Dothideomycetes, Mycosphaerellales, Mycosphaerellaceae. The transcript has a single exon. Bases 1 to 492 code for a protein of 163 amino acids. The record is from RefSeq and is a predicted model, not a curated record.
AUGCCAUACGCAGGUCGCGGCGGUGCUGGCAACAUUCAAGCCGUCGAACAAGAGAAGAAUCGCAUCGCAGCCGACCUCGAAGCAGGCCAGGCCGCCGCCGAAUCGAUAUCGCAACCCCCACCACCCCGCGAAGAGAAGCAAUAUGCUCACUCUGGUCGAGGAGGCGCAGGUAACUACUACAAUCCAAAAGAGCUUAGUAAUACCGGCGUCUACAAAGACUCUGGCUUUAGUCAGAGGGUCGGUAAUGAGGUCAACACCCUUGGGCAUGAACCACUGCCGCAUGAUGGUGAGCAGGUGAAGAAGGUUGGAAGAGGUGGUGCGGGCAACUAUGCUGCUUUUGAUGCGAGUGAGGGGCAGACGAGAGCGCUGGAGAAGAGGUUGGAGGCGGAUAGGGAGAUGAGGGAGAUGGUAAAGAAGGAUGUUGAGGAGAGGGUUAAGAGUACGUUGGCGGAGCCGCCGAAGGCGAAGAUUGCUAGGGGUGAGCCGUAUUGA